AUGAACUCCAAAGCCAAUUACCCUCCCAAGCCUUUUGUUCUAUCUGCUGCUGCUGCGGAUUCUCUCGAGCAGUUGGCUGACCAACUCGUGGCUGAGACUUUGACUGCAAAUGACGAGUUCAUUUCUCGAGGCUGCAUCACCGAUAAAGUUCAAUGGAGGUCUUUGAAGAAGAAAGAUAACAUAACCGCGUACCGGUCGCGAAGUUGGAGAACCUCCAAGCCUCGACCGCGGAUAAACAGCGCAGACACGGACGCACUGGCAAAAUUUCCAGAGAAACCAGAAUUUUACCCCGUCACAGAAAAGAAUAUACGAAACGCUUUAAAUUCCUCGUACUUGGGCGUCAGUGCGACGUGUCCAGAGGUCAACGACUUCGAAAACAAAUCAUUAGAAGUGGAAACGAUGGAGAAAUCACGGCCCGACCAUGUACCUAUGGUAUUUUGUACUGGAUCUGUUCCAGGUAGUGUCGAGGACGCAGCGUUGGGGUUCCUCGCAGACACAGAAGCUCGUACGAGAACACGCACUUCGAAAUGUACCGACGCAAAUGUCGAUGAUGCGAAGAUCUUGGCUCGAAUCGAAGGACCAAGUUACGAAGAUCCGUUCCGAUUUCUAGGAGUCAAAUGGCUCACUCUGUCCACUCCUGGAGCUGCUAAACACUUCAUCAAGGCACGAGAUUAUCUCGUACUCGAGUCAAGUGGAAUGGCUCUUGAUUCCGAUGGAGAGCUCUUCUGUUAUCUGCUUAUCCACUCCAUUGUAUUGGAUGAAGUGCCCGAGUUCGACAGCUUUGGCUUCGUACGACAAACAUUCUCGACGUGCCACAUCAUCCGUCCUUACACAGAGGGCGAAGUAAAAGUCUUCAGUCGUGGCUUCACAGACUCCACUAGUAAAUUAACCGAGCGGUUAAGUAUGAACCAGCAUUGUGAUAUUCUCAUGGCUGUACCGCAGAUGAUCGAGGAGGCGAACACUAGAAAACUGAUGUGGCUGCUUCAAAAUGAGCGUCAGAGUGUUGGUCAUCUCCGUCCAGCUCAAGAACCGGAGCAACUUGACACUUGCCAAAGCUGCAAUGACAACUUGAGCAGCGGUCUUGGGAAACUGUUCGACUACUCGAUAUGUGUUCUCUGCCGACACUCAGCCUGUCGAAAGUGUACAGUCAAGAUAUGUUUCACUGGUGAACACAAGAUGAAGACGAUGAUAAAGUUCUGUCUGAAAUGCUAUUUAGAAGCCAAGCGCUUGUCGGCGUGGCGAGUAGGAAUCAACUCGCUCUCUAUCACAGGAAAGGUUUAA
Molecule: messenger RNA, 1281 nt
Organism: Phytophthora nicotianae INRA-310
Lineage: Eukaryota; Oomycota; Peronosporomycetes; Peronosporales; Peronosporaceae
Exons: 1
Coding region: 1-1281 (426 amino acids)
Source: RefSeq, a predicted model, not a curated record